Molecule: messenger RNA, 2144 nt
Organism: Dermacentor silvarum
Lineage: Eukaryota; Metazoa; Arthropoda; Arachnida; Ixodida; Ixodidae
Exons: 11
Coding region: 125-1672 (515 amino acids)
Source: RefSeq, a predicted model, not a curated record
CUCUAUGGUGCGAAGUAUCAACUGGGACUCUACGCAAUUUGGUUUUCUUUUAACAGCGGAGCUGCUUAAGCUUGGCAAAAUUCCGGUGUGCAACGCUAAUACUGGUUGAGCGAGGAGCUACGCCAUGUGCGCGCGAGAGAGGAGCCUGGUCAUUGACGUCAUAGCUGCGCCGAGCACGUGUUCAGCUCAGUCAUGUGACCGCGCAAAUGAAAGCGUGCGCCCGGGCAUUUCUCCGCUCUACCGAGAUAUGGCUCGACCUAAGCGUACCUUGACGCCGGAAGAAGAGGCUGUCCGACGAGAGAAGUGCCUUCAAGCUACGCGGGAAAGGAAUCGCCGUCUUCGUGCCGAUCCAGCCUACCUCGCCAACAAAGCCGCCGAUAUGCGACGUCGCCGAGCCGAUCCGGAAUACCGAGAACGCGAGAACCAAGCCAAGCGUCAACGCCGCGAAAGCGACCCCGUCUUCCGACUUUUCGAUAACUUCCAACGGCGUGAAAGGAGACCCGUGACUGGUGACGGCAGAAGAUUUGCCCGAAGGAAUGCCCAGAAGCAGCUGAGCAGAGAAGCAAAUGAGAAGAGGACUGAGCAGAGGACUGAGCAGAGGACUGAGCAGAGGACUGAGCAGAGGACUGAUCAGAGGACUGAUCAGAGGACUGAGCAGAGGACUGAGCAGAGGACUGAGCAGAAGACUGAGCAGAAGACUGAGCAGAGGACUGAGCAGAGGGCUGAGCAGAGAACACCAAGCUGCAGCAGGCGUCCUCAAACAGUGGACGUUAAAACUGCAACGACACCUUCCUAUCUAACCACCAGAAGCACACAGACUGAGAUUAAACACAAAUCAGUGCAGACCAAGAAAGAAAAACCUGUGGAAAGUGGCAGUAAUACCAGCAUUUCACCACCUGGCGUUAUUAGCCCACAGACAGAGGUGACAGAAUGCAAAUUGGUGCCAACCAUGGGUUCUUCCAUCAUCAAGGAAGCUGUCACAGCUGUGCCAAACAGCAGUAGUUCCUUCAUUACCAACACUCCACCAGCGAACAUUUGCUUCGUGCCUGGCAUUAGCACACAGACGGGGAUUAGAGAAUGCAAACUGAUGCCAACCAUGGGUAUUUCCACUAUCAAGGAAGAUAACACACCUGCACCAAGCAGCAGUUGGUCCUUCAGUACCAGCAUUCCACCAGCAAACCUUUGCUUUAUGCCUGGCAUUAGCGCACAGACAGAAGUGCAAGAAUGCAAAUUGAUCCCAAGCAGCAGUUGGUCCUUCAUUACCAGCACUCCACCAGCGAACAUUUGCUUCGUGCCUGGCAUUAGCACACAGACGGGGGUUAGAGAAUGCAAACUUGUGCCGCCCUUGGGUCCUUCCACUACUAAGGAAGAUAUCAGAGCAGUGCCAAGCAGCUGUUUGUCCUUCAGUUCCAACAUUUCACCAGCAAACAUUUGCUUCGUGCCUGGCAUUGGCACACAGACAGAAGUGACAGAACCCAUACUAGUGGCCACUAUGGGUCCCUCCGCCAUCGAGCAAGAUACUACUCUGGCAAGCACCUGUGAAAGCUCUAGUACCAAGAUUUCAGCAGCAGAGUCUUGCUCUGUGCCUGGUAUUGGCACACAGACAGAGCUUAUGGAACACAAAUGUGUUCAGACAGCAUCAUUUGUAGUGACAAGGGCUAUACAAACGUGAACUCAUCCAUCCUCGGUGUCUGCGACAGUGAAGGUUGCAGCUUAAUUUCAAGUUGUUCCAGGUUAUCGCUUAUAGUGACUUCAAUUGCCGGCACCAUCCACCAGAAAGCAUGUUAAUGUACCCCUCGUCGGACCACCAGCAGUAUUGGCAUCAUGUUGCAUCUCACAUGCAGGGCACACACACUGCCAGAAUAGCGGCACCCAAUCCAGCUGACUGACCGACAUAAAAGGUGUCCCAAUUGCUCGGCAGAGUGGGGCUUGCAGCAUACACAGUGAAGGCACUCCUCCUGCCCCACGGACACAGCCUAAUCCCAGGCUAGUGCGAAUGGAAGCCUGGCAACCUUCCUCAGCAGCACUGGGAUGCACCAGCACGUCAUGUUUCGUGGGGCAUGAUUUGUGACCGAACUUUGGAAUCUGCAAGCACAGCAGGACCACAAAGAACUUUUAUUGCGAUAGCAAUUAUAUGGACACUA